Molecule: messenger RNA, 605 nt
Organism: Clarias gariepinus (North African catfish)
Lineage: Eukaryota; Metazoa; Chordata; Actinopteri; Siluriformes; Clariidae
Product: CD276 antigen homolog
Exons: 4
Coding region: 97-600 (167 amino acids)
Biological process (GO): negative regulation of T cell proliferation; cellular response to lipopolysaccharide; positive regulation of T cell proliferation
Cellular component (GO): external side of plasma membrane
Source: RefSeq, a predicted model, not a curated record
AAGGAUUUGUGUAACUUUAAUGUGAUGAUGUGAUUUAAAGUGUAAACACAGUGUCUGAGACAUGAAGAGAGGUAAAUCUACACACACUGACGCACCAUGACCAACUUUUCCUACAUCUGCACCGUGUGGAUCAGCGUCUGUGUGUACCUCCUCUCUGCAGAACCUGAGAUCAGUGUAUCUGGCCCAGUGGGUUCUACAGCUGUCCUGCCGUGUCAACUGACGAGUGUAGACACUGACAGACCGUAUAUUAGAUGGAACAUGAAAUCUGAGAUUGUGUUUGAGCGACUGAGUGAGAGGUCGUAUCAGGGUGAGGGAUAUGAGGGUCGUGUGGACGUUCCUGUGGAGGAGCUGCGUAAGGGGAACUGUUCACUGGUGUUACACAAUCUGACAUUUACUGAUACAGGAGUCUACACCAGCUACCAGACAGUGAGACGCACCAAGAGAUCUGUCCGUGUUAGGAGAGGAACAGUCCUGAUCAACAGUGUUAAUCUCUCAGUCUAUGUUCCCCCUCUUAAAGAAACAGACGUUGGUAUUUCAGCAGCUCCCACAGGUGAGUCAGUAUCUACCUUCCCCUUAUUUUCAUCACUAAUCAAUAAUUAACAGUC